CUUAUAGAAGUGCGUUCGCCUCUGGUUUGCCAGUUUGUGCUCGAUUUCCCCAGCGGAAAUCACAUUACUCGAAGCAUCCGAGUACAAACUAAAUACACCAUGAAGUAUUUUAUUCUGCUGUGCAUUUUGGUGGCAGCCGCGCGUGCAGAUGGCGAGAAUGAUCACAGUGCAAUUCGAUUUCGCAGACAAGCACACAGACAACCAUACCAUCCACCACCCCAGCCUUCGGCAAAUUAUCGCCCCUUGAAUCAAGCACCAGGUAAUAUUCAGCAGCUGCUUCAGUACCAGCAGUACAGGGAGCCCAUCGUUAACAUUCCACCCCAGCAGCCUCCGAACUUGGGUAAAGGACCGGGUCAGCCGCAAUUAACCAAUCAGGCUCAGGUCUCCCAGUACAAACCUAAUGUUCAAUAUGGACAAGCACCACAGCAGCCAACUUAUCAGAACCAAGCGGCUGCCAUUGCUGCUCAAUACCGACCGCAAGGACAGCAAUACAAUCCCCAACAGAAUCAGUAUGCUCCCCAGCAACAACCACAUUACCAGGGUUAAUUUAAAUCUUUUAAAAUCAUUCUUGUCUCUUCAAUAAUUCCCUUCAUUUUAAAAUCUUAUUUAAUUCUGCUCUG
Fopius arisanus is the source of this 620-nucleotide messenger RNA. RefSeq names its product calcium-binding protein P. The record is from RefSeq and is a predicted model, not a curated record. NCBI's taxonomy places the organism in Eukaryota, Metazoa, Arthropoda, Insecta, Hymenoptera, Braconidae.